AUGGACGUCAGCAAGCGGCCACGCGAGGAACUCCACAAGGAGCAGUGUCUCUCCUUCGUGAAGAAGCUUUGGGCGGCCGACACGCUCGCCAUGUUUCACUAUCCGGUGAGCGCCACCGAGGUGCCCGGCUACUACGACGUCGUAGAGACACCUAUGGACCUGUCCACGAUUCGGAAGAACAUCGAGCAGGGCACGUACAGAACGGACGCUGAAGUCGAGAAUGACGUGGUGCUCAUGCUGUCAAACGCUCUGGACUUUAACGAGAAAGGCUCGCAAUGGCAUGAUUUGGCGAAGCAGUUCAAGAAGCAGUACCUGACGCUUGCGCGAGAGUCGGGGCUGUCCUUCGACGCGGACCAGGCGUUCAUCCCUACGAAGAAGGUGCGCGACGACGAGUCGACGCUGCGCAAAGCGGAGAAGAAGGGAGAGGAGAAGCUCGAGGAUGUUUUGCAGGCGAUGGAGAAGGACAAGGAGAUCCCGCUCGAGCAGCUGCGGGCCAUGUACGCGCGCCGAACAACAAGGGGGAAAGCGGAUCAGCAAAGCUCCGACUUCAGCAGCGGUAGGGGCAACGACGAUAGCGAUGAAGUGGUGUCCUCGGACGAAGAAGACACGAGCGACAGUGGCAGCGGUAGCUAUGACACUGAAGAAGAUGAGGACUCGCUCGACUCCGAGAGUGCGUCAAAGGAUGACGAUGACGACAAGUGA
Leishmania major strain Friedlin is the source of this 702-nucleotide messenger RNA. RefSeq lists its product as hypothetical. NCBI's taxonomy places the organism in Eukaryota, Euglenozoa, Kinetoplastea, Trypanosomatida, Trypanosomatidae. The record is from RefSeq and is a predicted model, not a curated record. Gene Ontology annotation, molecular function: protein binding. The coding region runs from base 1 to 702 and encodes 233 amino acids. The transcript has a single exon.